AUGAGUUCCUCAAUGGAGACCGUAUCCCCUGGGUCGAUUCACUCCAAGACCUCCAAGACUUCACACAAGCACUCGCCCAACAAGGAACUCAAGAGAGACAACAGUGCGAUCAAGUCUGCCAUCUCGCGUGGAAUGCAACAGUCCACAUCUCCCGGGCCCAGUCGGCUCGAACUCUCGCCCAAGCCGUCGUUGGAGCAGAAGGCCGCGAAUGACAAUGUUUCUACCAAGCCCACGAACCCAUUUGAACUUGCAGACAUUCCACCUUCAGAUUUCAUCUUCCCCCGCGACGUGGAGUUGGGUCUAUUCGACUACCCGUCCAACGAGAGGGAGACCUCAUAUGAGCCAGUCUCUGAAUGCCUGCCCGAGCAGCGCAACGAAGUUGCCACUCCGUACACCCCGGCUUUGCGCACUGUGUCGCAGUACACACAGCGCAUCCGGGGCCAGUGUGGGAGCAAGUGUGAGACUUGGUUGGCGCGCCAGAUGUACGACGAGCUGAAUGAUAUCUCUACUCGUAUUGAAGACAUUAUGCGUGGGAUCAGGGUGAUGCUGGAGAAGAGGGGCCCGAGCGAUGAUUUUGAGGGUCUCGGUGAAUAUCAUUUGGAGGCUGAGGAGUCCUAUGAUGCAUUCAAGGGUGGUUGUCCUGAGGAUCCGUUGGAAUUGAGUGACGGGGAAGAUAAUGCACUCUUCGUGAACGCUGAUGAACGCUGA
Molecule: messenger RNA, 708 nt
Organism: Penicillium egyptiacum
Lineage: Eukaryota; Fungi; Ascomycota; Eurotiomycetes; Eurotiales; Aspergillaceae
Source: the annotation of a GenBank genome assembly